AUGGCUAGUAUCAACCCGACGCCGCCACCGUACCCUGUCGAGACGAGCCCAUGGCUGCCUGACAACAAGAACAAUGCAGACAAACGCGAGUACACGCUGGAACCAGACAACGAUGAUCGCCAGCCCGGCGACAACCGACACAUGAACACGGACAUGGCAACCACCGUUCGCACGUCUGCGGGAAGUUGUCAACACAGCAGGAGGACG
This is a messenger RNA of Dibothriocephalus latus, 207 nucleotides long. NCBI's taxonomy places the organism in Eukaryota, Metazoa, Platyhelminthes, Cestoda, Diphyllobothriidea, Diphyllobothriidae. The record is from the annotation of a GenBank genome assembly.